Haplochromis burtoni (Burton's mouthbrooder) is the source of this 4514-nucleotide messenger RNA. RefSeq names its product Na(+)/H(+) exchanger beta. Gene Ontology annotation, biological process: sodium ion transport; proton transmembrane transport; regulation of pH. The coding region runs from base 328 to 2583 and encodes 751 amino acids. The transcript is spliced from 12 exons. Gene Ontology annotation, molecular function: sodium:proton antiporter activity. NCBI's taxonomy places the organism in Eukaryota, Metazoa, Chordata, Actinopteri, Cichliformes, Cichlidae. Gene Ontology annotation, cellular component: membrane. The record is from RefSeq and is a predicted model, not a curated record.
CCGUGAAGGAAGAGAGGAGCGGGUGUGAUCAAGAUAGAAAUCCAUGUGAUGAAUGUAACUUCUUAGAGUUACACUAAAAGGGGAGGAAAGAAAAUCGAGAUCAACUAAAGACUCAGGUGGGUUUAAACCACCCGUAAAACCUCCAGCUGAUGGCAAGAAGACAGCGUUAUGCGUGAUUUUAACAUGCCUGGAGAGUUUGUGCGUAAACGUGCGCGCUUCUCCGUGCCUCCCCAAGCUCUCUUCCCAUCCUAUCCUCACCCUCAUCUUCCUCGGAUCUGAGCAGCAGCAACAGCAGCCGCGGCGGUCCAUCCUUCAGACCAGCUGAAAAUGGCUCCAAUCCAGAGGAGCUCCACUCUGCGACUGACGGGGUUAUUGUGCCUUUUAUUUCUCGUUUUCUUCUCUCGUGGCUUCGCGAGUCAUGAUGCUGUUUCAGAAAAAUCAUCCGGAACGAUACAAGAGGAUUCCCGUGGCCAAGCAAACUCCACGGCUCAUAAAAAGACUUUCCCCGUCCUCUCCUUCAACUAUGAACAUGUUAGGACGCCCUUUGAGAUCUCUCUGUGGAUCCUCCUGGCCCUGUUCAUGAAACUUGGAUUUCACAUCAUCCCCACUGUGUCUCACAUCGUGCCGGAGAGUUGUCUGCUAAUCUUUGUUGGCCUGCUGGUGGGUGGCAUCAUCAAAGCGACUGGAGAACAACCCCCCGUCCUUGACUCCAAUCUGUUCUUCCUGUACCUGCUGCCUCCUAUCAUCCUGGAUGCGGGCUACUUCCUGCCCAUGCGCCCCUUCACCGAGAACAUUGGCACCAUCCUGAUGUUUGCAGUGGUGGGGACACUGUGGAACGUCUUUUUCAUCGGUGGGAUGAUGUACGCUGUCUGUCAGAUUGAUGCGGCCAAGCUGGCUCACGUGGACCUGCUGUCCUGCCUGCUGUUUGGCUCCAUCAUCUCAGCCGUGGACCCCGUGUCCGUCCUGGCCGUGUUCGAGGAGAUCCACAUUAAUGAGCUGCUGCACAUCCUCGUGUUCGGGGAGUCGCUCCUCAAUGAUGCCGUCACUGUGGUCCUGUAUCACCUGUUUAAGGAAUUUGCUCACGAGCAGGCGAUUACCGUGACCGGCGCCGUCCUCGGUGUCAUCUCUUUCUUCGUGGUUUCCCUGGGAGGUGUCAUGGUGGGCGUCAUCUACGGCAUCGUGGGAGCUUUUACGUCCCGCUUCACCUCAUACUCGCGCGUCAUCGAGCCGCUGUUCGUCUUCCUCUACAGCUACAUGGCUUACCUCUCAGCGGAGAUCUUUCACCUGUCAGGGAUCAUGUCUUUGAUUGCUUGUGGCGUGAUUAUGCGGCCAUAUGUCGAGGCCAACAUCUCCCACAAGUCUUACACCACCGUCAAAUACUUCCUGAAGAUGUGGAGCAGUGUGAGCGACACACUCAUCUUCAUUUUCCUCGGGGUUUCCACAGUGGCUGGUCCUCACACCUGGAACUGGAUCUUUGUCAUCUUCACGGUGAUCUUCUGUCUGGUCUCCAGAGUGCUGGGAGUCAUCGGGCUUACAGCCUUCAUCAAUAAAUUCCGUAUUGUGAAGCUGACCAAAAAGGACCAGUUCAUUAUUGCCUACGGUGGCCUGCGAGGUGCCAUAGCCUUCUCACUGGGGUUCCUGCUGAACAAUAAUGAAAUCAAGAACUUGUUCCUCACUGCCAUCAUCACCGUCAUCUUCUUCACUGUCUUCGUGCAGGGGAUGACGAUCAGGCCCCUGGUGGAGCUCCUAGCUGUGAAGAAAAAGAAAGAGAGCAAAGAAUCAAUUAAUGAGGAGAUCCACACACAGUUCCUGGAUCAUCUCCUCACAGGAAUUGAAGACAUCUGUGGUCAUUAUGGGCAUCAUCACUGGAAGGACAAGCUGAAUCGCUUCAAUAAGACCUAUGUGAAGAGAUGGCUGAUCGCAGGAGAACGCUCCACCGAGCCUCAGCUCAUCUCCUUCUACAAUAAGAUGGAGCUGAAACAGGCGAUGAUGAUGGUGGAGAGCGGGAGCGCCGCCAAGCUGCCCACGAUUGUGUCGACUGUCUCCAUCCGAAACGUUCAGGCCAAAGGGUCGCCCAAACCGAGCCGAGCCAUCUCAAAGAGUCGUGAGGAGGAGAUCAGAAGAGUCCUGCGAGCCAACCUGCAGAAUACCCGACAAAGGCUUCGCUCGUACAGCAGAUAUGAGCUGCUAAACGACGCGCUCGAGGACGAUAUAAGCGAGGCUCGCUUCAGGAAGCAGAAGGAGAUGGAGAGAAGGAUGAGCCACUACCUCACGGUCCCUGCAAACCGCCAGGAGACGCCCCCUGUGAGAAAAGUAUUUUUUCAACCAGAGCACAAAGUGUACACCUACGAUGACAGCGAGAGUCCCCGAGGGCGGGCUUCUCCCAGCUGUGCUGAUGAUGUCAGCGAGCUGAAGGAGACCCCUGAGAAGCCCGAUCAGAGCAGCACGCCGAGAGCCAACAGGGACGCCGAGCUGAAGCCAAAAGAGCAGGACGACCAGGGGGAUCAGCUGAAAGUAUCACGCUGCCUCAGUGACCCCGGUCCAAACCCGGAGGAUGAUGAGGACAGCACCUUCCUGCCAUGAGUGAAGCACAUUUUACAGGAAAGGCCUGAAGACAAGAGAGCUUUAGCAAAGCUUAAUAUUUAUCAUUUAAAUUGUUGUAUGUUUGUGAUGUAGGAUUAUGCAAUCUUCGUUCCAUACGUUCAUAACAUGUUUUUUUAUCAUGCGACAUGCAGAAUUGCCAAAGCGGGGGACAUUUCUUAUUUGAAGUUUUUAUACCCGCCUGAAGUUUCAGCAUUUUGAAUUUUAACAUGCGCCUCAAACCAAAGCAUUUGUUUCAAUGAGCUUGAAGCACCAGACGGGUGGAAUCUCCUGCCCUGAAAGCACAGAUAAGAAACAUAAUGAGGUAAAGCCCGGCUGAUAAACGCCGUUGGCUGCCAGUGUUUGUCUGUCUGGGGUAUUUAUCACAGACUGAAACAUCUAAACAACCUUUUGAUGGGUUGCCAUGACGUUUUGUUCAUCUAUGGUGCCCAGAGGAUGAAUCCUCACAACUUAAAGCCGUCAUGGAUUACCAUGAAGUAAUGCCAUGAAGUAAUGACAGGGGAACUAGAGCUCACAUUUUUCCUAUAUCGACUUCCCUUCAUGGGCUCCCUGUUGAAUCCAGAACUGGAUUUAAAGUAUUUCUCUUCACAUACAGUUCCCAAAAUAAGACCUCAUAGUAUCAUAUUAUCUUGUCAGAGCUCAUUGCUCUCAAACUGCAGGGUUACUUGUGGUUUCUAAAAGUAGAAUCAGAAGCUUAGAUUGGAUUAGACUCAACUUUCCUGAUAGAGCUUAUAGUUUGGGCUGGAUCAGGUGAGGCUGAACCAUCUCUUAGAUAUGCUGCUAUAGAGUCAGGCUGCUGGGGGUCUUCCCAUGAUGCACUGAGCACUUCUUUUUCACUCACCUCAUGUCACUCCACAUGUGUUUAGAAGCCAUUGUUGCAUGUCAUUUUCUCUUCCACAGUUUGUGUUUUGUCCAGUCUCACCGUGCAGAUAGCUGCUCCUCCCUGAACCUGGUUCACGUGGAGUUUCUCCUCCGGACUGCUGGUCAAUGUGAGAGCAGCACUUAUUAUAAAAACAAGCUAUAUCCAAACAUGAGACUGAAGUAAAACAUCCAAAACUAAUGUUUUCAUGACUUAGUCAGUAUUUUCAGUGUACAUUCAAACUCAGACAUAUAGACUGUUUUGAUUUCAAUCAAACAGGACGAUUAAACAUACUCCAUAAUAGUCUCUAUAAAGACCCACAUUCACCUCUCUUUAAGUCUAAAGGAAGUAUUCUGAAAAUGUUUAGCUGAGCUAUAGCUUUGAGUUUUAAUAAGCCUAAGCCAAAAGUCCAAAAAAAGAUCCCCCUCGUGAUCACUUUGCUAAAACAUAAUUGCCAGGCUACAGAGGUUGAAAACUGCACGGUCAGCCAGAUCUGUUCUGCUUUACAUGCAUCAACCUAAGCGCUAUAAUCAGGUUUAUUAUGUGGCACAGUGUGUGGCCUUAAAAGUUCCGCUUUGACAUAUCUUGGCCAAAUUUCUCUAAUUGAGAAAAACUGCUAUCAAAACAGAUUAUUUUGCUUUAAAAAAAACAAUCUGUAUUGUUCCCGAGUCACACUCACAUCAGCCUUUACAAAAUUCCGGCAUCAGAUGCAUAAAUGUUGUAUUGUAAAUAUGUUCGCGCUGCUUGAAGUUUCAUGUUGGUAACGAAAAGACCGAUCUGAUGAUCAGAGGCCAUUGACGAGCUUAAAAUUAAAAAACGAACUGCAGAUAUUUGUGGACAAGCUUAGCACUGUGUUUAUCUCCACAGCUGUCGCUGCAUGUCUGAUCAGUGUUUUCUCAGGGAAUUUGACAGACGGUGUGUUUGUAUGACUAAUACGUGCUCCACAGUUUAUAAUGUGCCUGUUUUUGUACGCUAAAGUGUUUUCAGCUCUUGUCAAACCGAACAAGGUGUUGGUGAUGUUUCCAUGUUUUGUAAACAAAGCUCUUUUUGUGUG